GCUAAGUCCAACCACUCAAUCAUACAUAAAUGGACAACCUCUUCAAAAGCUUAUUGGAAAGACCCAUCUAAAGGGACUACCCCAACAUUACACAAGAAUUAUAUUCACCCCACUCAAAAAAAAUAAAAAUACCCACAUUAUUUUCAUACUAGAAUCAAUCAAUACUUCAAAUUAUAUAUCAAAUCAAAUCAAUCAAUCAAUCAUGUUGGGAAAGCGAUCCCGACCAGCAAUCGGAAAGCUAGCCGGAGUGCUAAAAUCAGGGAUCGUGGACUCGAUAACGAGUCCACGUAGUCCCUUAGAUUGUAAGGUGUUGCAAUCCCCAAGAAGGUUAAAAAACUAUUGUAUUGAUCAAAAAGGAGGUGGUGUUGGGUUAGGCAUAAUUGUAGCCCUAGACAACAAGUCUAGUGGUAGUACUAAGAAUGAUGUUGGUUCAUGUGGUGGUGAAAUUCUAGCCAAAUAUGCUAUUUGUAGCCAAAAUUGGAGCCGUUGGAAUCCAAUUAAUGUUAAGAAUCCAUCGUAUGUGCAAAAUGAUGAGAAAAAUUUAUGCAUUGAAGAUGAAAUGUUGGAAGAAGAAUUCACUUAUGUUACAUGUCAUGGAGCAAAUAAAUCUACUACUAGGGUUAGGGUUUAUUAUUGUGGAAAUGAAUUUGCCCAUCAACCUAAAGUUUGCGACAAAAUAAGUGUUUUUAACAUCUCUUCUCCUGCAAAAUUUUCAGAUGAUUUUUGUGAUUCUGAAUCUGAUUUCCUUAGUUCAUGUUACUUGUGUAAGAAAGGUCUUCAUGGCAAGGAUAUUUACAUGUAUAGGGGGGAAAAGGCAUUUUGUAGUGAAGAAUGCAGGCAAAGACAAAUAAUGAAUGAUGAAAGGAAAGAUAAAUGCAGAUCAGAAGCUUCUAGAUCUGUGGAACUUUCAUCUUCACCAUAUGGUUAUGCUAAUACUCCUAGAGGCCAGAUCUUCUCAACUGGGAUUGUAGCUAUUUGAUGUAGUAUAUUAUCUGUAAUAAUUUUCUCUUACUAUGAAGAUUAUAUAUUAUUAGUAUUAUAAUUA
This is a messenger RNA of Amaranthus tricolor (Joseph's coat), 1045 nucleotides long. RefSeq names its product FCS-Like Zinc finger 14-like. NCBI's taxonomy places the organism in Eukaryota, Viridiplantae, Streptophyta, Magnoliopsida, Caryophyllales, Amaranthaceae. The transcript is spliced from 2 exons. The record is from RefSeq and is a predicted model, not a curated record. Bases 203 to 979 code for a protein of 258 amino acids.